Molecule: messenger RNA, 1418 nt
Organism: Sesamum indicum (sesame)
Lineage: Eukaryota; Viridiplantae; Streptophyta; Magnoliopsida; Lamiales; Pedaliaceae
Product: Glutathione S-transferase family protein
Molecular function (GO): glutathione transferase activity
Source: RefSeq, a predicted model, not a curated record
UUUAAGAUAUCAAGAAUCAAUCCAUCAUACUGUUUAAAAUUUCUUCAUGUUCUGUCCCUUUCCAUAUUAACAUCAUAAGAGAGAUUCUCAGCAAGAACACAAACUGUUGUCUCUGGGCUGUCCAAAUUCUUCCAUUACUUUUCCUCCACUAUCUUUUCUUCUUCUUUCUCUAUUUCUGCAACACCCUUUACGCUUUCUGAUCGAAGGGUAUCUUUUUUAAUUCUACUUUCACGUGCACCCCAAAUCUCUAUAAACCCAUAAAAUUUCUGAAUACACUCGUUUUCUGCAGGACCCUGAGCUCCUUUGCCCUGGUGAAUUUUUCUGCUUGGGGUUGCAGAGUACAGACAAAAAUUGCACGGCUGAACAGUCGAUGUUGGUAACAUAAUGCAGCUGUAUCAUCAUCCAUAUUCCUUAGACAGCCAGAAAGUGAGGAUUGCAUUGGAAGAGAAGAACAUUGAUUAUACAUCAUUCCAUGUAAAUCCUAUCACGGGCAAGAAUUUUGAUUCUAGUUUCUUCCGGAUGAACCCAAGUGCCAAACUUCCAGUUUUCCAGAAUGGUUCGCACAUCUUGUACGACACUGUAGAGAUUAUCCAGUACAUAGAGAGAAUUGCAAUGGUCUCUUCUGGCGGCGAUGAAUCGACUCUUAGCAGCGGAGAAGUUGUCGAAUGGAUUUACAAGAUACAACAGUGGAAUCCCAAAUUCUUCACCCUCUCCCACGUCCCACCUAAAUAUCGUCUCUCUGUUACUAAAUUCCUGAGGCGUGUCAUAAUUGCUAGGAUGGCAGAAUGCCCAGAACUUGCCAGUGCAUACCAUCGUAAGCUUAAAGAAGCAUACGAAACAGAAGAGAAACUCAAAGAUCCAGAAGUCUUGAGAUGGAGUGAAGAACAUCUGGAGAGAAUUCUAGAUGAAGCUGAAAGAAAACUGAGUGAAUCGACGUAUCUGGUUGGAGAAGAGUUUACUUUGGCAGAUGUUGCGUUCAUUCCUCUCCUAAGUCGACUGGCUCUCAUGAAUUUGGAAGAGAAGUACAUAAAUACAAGACUAAACGUAGCUGAGUACUGGAAUGUGGUGCAAGAACGGCCCAGCUAUAGAAAGGUGAUCGGAAAAUAUUUUCAUGGCUGGAGGCGGCACAAGACACUACUCAAAACCUGGUGCUUUGUGCGAAUCAGAAGUUUGCUGAAACAGUAUUAGUUAAGGUUGUGUUUUGUUUUCGUUUGGACAAAAUGUGUAGAUUGUAUAUAGGCUUUGGAUUUCUUCUUGAAUUUUGUUGCAUCAUGAUGAGAAAGAAGUUAGAUGUAUUUCGGCAGUUGUUGGAAAAGAAUAUCCUCAUCAUGCUGAUUGUAAGAAUGUGUUGUUUACAGAGAGAUGUAUUGCUUGUAGACAUGGUUGAUUUCUGAACUUCUAGUAUUUGUUUUCUUCAA